AAUACGUAAACCUGAAUAAACCAGGUUCAGCCAGGAACACUACAGCCGCUGGAUCGGUAUCACCGUUGGAACUUUCUUUUUAUCCAUCGCUUGUGUCAACCUUACAUUCUUAAGAUAUUAGAUCUUUUUUUCUCUGAAAAGGUUCAAAGCCAGGGUAAACAACACAUUCUGUGGUGUACGUAACGGGCCACGACAAACACUCACACAUCAAAUGCGGUCAUCGUAACUACCGCCUUCAUCCCGGGAAAGAUGCGAUUCACCGAUUGGUGCUGGCUGGGCCUCGUGGCUCUGUCUGAGGCGUCAACACUCAAGCCUCCAGUUGUGCCCUUGAUUGUUCGAAAUCCGUACCUCAGCACGUGGCUCAGCUCCGCCCGAGUCGAGCCUUGGGCAGCAUGGCCCAUAUUCUGGACGGGUGAAAACAUCGGCUUCGGGGUUAUGGCCUCGGUGUCAGACUCCCAGACCGUCUUCCCGCUUCUUGGUCGCCCACAUGACUCCCUAUACUCCGGCCAGGAUUACGCUGUUGCAUACCCCGAGUAUCUGGGUACAACAUUUGACGCGUCUACCACUAACUUGACCUUCGCCAUUCCGAACAGCGCCGACAAUUCCUCGGCUACCGUAACCCUCUCUUUUCUUUCACCUAUCACCCCCACGUCAACGCUCAGACAGUCAUUGCCGGCUGCCUAUCUGUCUGUCUAUGUGGAGGGUUCUUUUGGUAUAAGCAUAUACCUCGACAUCAAUGGCCAGUGGGCGAGCGGUAAUAGGUACAACAAGAUCCGUUGGGACCUUCACGAUGAGUUACUCACUCCCGAGGGUGACUCCAGCCAGCCGCGUAAGACAUGGAGAAUCUCUAGACUCAACCAGGAACUUUACACCGAGUUCAACGACAGAGGUGAAUGGGGAACCGUACACUUCUCUGCCCCUGCAGGUGUUAAUCAUCAGGCAGGGACUUCUGCUGCUUUGCGGCAACAGUUUGCCCGUCAUGGCCACCUGAAGAAUAUCACCGACCAUCGUUUCCGAGGCAUAAUGGACUCAGAACCGGUUUUUGCCUUUUCGAAAACCUUCAAUCUUGGCGCAAACAGCAGAGAGGCCAAGAAAAAUGAGGACAGCGUGUUGUUCUCCUUCGCUCUCAUCCAGGAUCCUAUUCUCCAAUACGCCGCCGCCAGGGGACUGACCCAUAUGCGGCCAUACUGGGCCAGCUUCUUUGAGACUGCAGAUGAAAUGGUGGCUUAUCACUACGAAGACUUCAAGACAGCUAGCUCGCUCGCCUUGGCCUACUCACAGCAGCUUUCACGAGAUGCCUUUGCUUCAGGCUCCAAAGAGUACGAGGAGAUUGCUGCCCUGUCGGCGAGACAAGUACUUGGCGCCACCGAGUUCUCUGGAACCCCUGACAAUCCACUGUUGUUCUUGAAGGAGAUUUCCUCAAACGGAAACUGCCAGACUGUCGAUGUUAUCUUUCCAGCGUUUCCAUUCUUCCUCUACACCAAUCCGCGCUGGCUGGCCUACCUUUUAGAACCACUCUUGGAGCACCAGCUCUCUGGCCAAUAUCCCAACGAUUAUAGCAUGCACGACCUAGGAUAUCAUUUCCCCAACAUGACGGGUCACGCGGACGGUCAAGACGAGUUCAUGCCGUUGGAGGAGUGUGGAAACAUGCUCGUAAUGGGAUUGGCGUUGAUCAACGCCUACCGUUACGACGCAGCCCUGGGAUCGAAUGGCUUGGCUGUCAUGGAUGUAACUCAGAGGCUCAAUAUCUCCGAGGUUCAACGUCGUGUUGUAGAUAUCCAAGGCAUCGACAAAAGCUGGAGUGAAAUGGGCACAAGCGGAGUGGAGGAAGCCGAACGCUGGGCAAAGCGAUCGUACAAGCUAUGGAAACAAUGGUCGGCUUGGCUGGUAAAGGAAGCUCUUAUGCCAGCCAACCAGCUCUCAACAGAUGACUUUGCAGGCUGGCUGCCUUACCAGACAAAUCUAGCACUCAAGGGCAUCAUUGGCCUUCGAGCCAUGUCGGACAUUGCAGAGAUGCUGGACCACAAAGUUGAUGCAAAAUACCAUCGCGAUAUUGCAGAAGAAUAUAUUGCAAAGUGGCAGAAACUGGGAAUUUCGCGCGAUGGUACACACGCCAAACUUGCUUACGACUGGUACGGCUCGUGGACGACGCUCUACAACCUCUACGCCGAAUCGCUACUCUGCUUUCACGUGCCGCUGGCCAGCAACAAGGCAGCCUCGACGACAAUCUUGGAAAGCCACAGCGGACAACAAAGGCCACUGUCCAACGAUGACGAGGUGGUCCCCAGCAAGGAGUGGCAGCCCUUCAUCCCCGACGAAAUUUACAAGAUGCAAAGCGAUUGGUACUUUGCGGUCCUGCAGAAAUACGGCCUCCCCCUUGACAGUCGGGCGCGCUACACCAAGAGCGACUGGGAGUUCUUCGCGGCGGCCGUAGCGAGCAACAAGACGCGCAAGGCGCUGCUCGACAGCGUGGCACUCUGGGUGGACCAAACGAGCACCAACAGGCCUUUUACGGACCUGUACGAGACCGAGGGCACGGGUGGCUUCGGGGCCGGGAACGAGUUCAAGGCGCGGCCGGUGGUUGGUGGGCACUUUGCGUUUUUGGCGCUGGAGAGAGCCUGUGGGGGACGAGCGAUGGAGGGAUUAAAGUUUUUGGACGUUCGAGUUGAAGAAACUGUCGAUGUGGAGAAAUCUUUGGCUGAUGAUAAAGACGAUGGAUGGGAUGAAUUGCUGGUUCAUGCCGUUGAUUUUUUCGCACAUGCCACAUGCCUAGGUACCUACCUGAAGACAUCCAUCCAUCUGAGGCAGGCAAGAUCGUGCCAAAAACAGUGGAUUGCCUCAUUAGGACUAGCGCGGUUCCUUCCUUAA
Molecule: messenger RNA, 2868 nt
Organism: Pyricularia grisea
Lineage: Eukaryota; Fungi; Ascomycota; Sordariomycetes; Magnaporthales; Pyriculariaceae
Exons: 3
Coding region: 250-2868 (872 amino acids)
Source: RefSeq, a predicted model, not a curated record